GUAGAGAGAACUUAUAGACAACUUAUGAGGGACACACACAACCGAUGUGGGAGUAUUUCUGUGUUAGCACAGUUACUUCAACCAGCAUCACACACACGUACUCUGAAUAGGUUCCAAGUGAGUCUUCUUUGUCUUCCUCAAAACCGCAGCUUCAAGUAUUCAAAGGAGGAAUAACUCAAAAACCUAAUAGGCAAAUUCCUCAAUAGUGUAGCGGAAUACCUUGCAUACAGACCCAAUACCCCAUAUUUUUCCAAUAUCCACAACAAAACCUCCAUGAUCGCCCCUUCGCCCAUUUGCUGCGUGAUCAAUUCCUUGGGCACCAUUAUUGCGGACGACAUAAUAUUUUCGAUUGCAUUGGCAAUGUGAGGAAUUAGCACGAAUGGGUGCUUCUCCGAUUUAAACAAAAUGCUCUUCCCAAACUCACAUGUCCCAAAAUACACGGCGGAGGAAAUUGUCGACCCAAUCAACACGGCGGAGGCGCCUCUAUAAAAACCCCAAAUCCCCUUCUCCUAGAUGUUUUGGCGAUGGCAUCGAAAGUGUUGGUAUAAAUUUAGAAAGCGCCACGUAGGUGAACGCGCUAGCUACGCCACCACCAACUGCACCAAUAAGCGCGCUGUCAAGGUUUCUGCUGCUCUGCUCGCUCUCUCUCUCUCUCACAUAUUCCAAAGGUUUGAUGAUCUGAAGUUCAGAGAACAAACUUAAACGACACCGUAAAAAUUAGGCUCAACCAAACCGUGGCCCCUGGCGUUCAAAUGACGUACUGAGCUACUGGGAAGUGGACCCGAAACCAAAAGAGUCGGAUUCGGGUCCCCACUUUUGAAUUCUCAGAUUCUGAAUAAACUAAUUCGGGUUCUUCUCCCUCCAAGCACUUCUGUCUCUGUAAAAUCCACAAAUUCAAGAUUGACAACAUUCAAGAAGGCAAGAAAACUACUGUAAAGUGUGUUCUUCGUCCAAAAUUUUGUCUGUAAGUCCUCCGAUUACCUCUUUAAACAACUCUCUUUCGAUAUCUUCGUAUUUCCAUCACUGCAAUGCAUUCUGGUUUAAUUUUAGUUUUCUCUUUUCAUUUUCUUUUCUUCUUUCACUUUACUUUUCCUUCACUUUCUCACCCUUUCUUGCCUUUAAGCAAUGUCACUCUUUAUGGUGAUGCAUACUCUUUGAACAACUCCGUUAGCCUUACUCAAGAACUCAACUGUCUCACUUCUUCUUCUUCAACACCCCCUCCUCCUUCUUUCUCUUCCUCUAUUGGGAUUGGAAGAACUUUCUAUGUGUAUCCAAUUCGAUUCCUUAACUCUAGAACCAAUACCACUGCGUCUUUCUCAUGCCACUUCUCCUUCUCAAUCGUUUCAUCCCCAUUGUGCCCCUUUGGGGAUGGAAUCACAUUCUUGAUAACCUCUGAUGCUAAUUCGUUCAGUAUUUCUAAUGGGUAUAUGGGUCUCCCUGAUUCGGCUUCAGACACCCAAGACUCAUUUAUUGCAGUGGAGUUUGAUACCAGUUUCAAUCCUUCUUUUGGUGAUAUCAAUGAUCAUCAUAUUGGUAUUGAUGUUAAUUCAAUAAUUUCUUUUGCUUCUGUGGAUGCUGCGUCAAGAGGGGUUGACCUUAAAAGUGGGAGAGAGGUUAUGGCUUGGAUUGAGUAUAGAGAUGCAGUGAAAUUGGUCCGCGUAUGGGUUAGUCAUUCACUAGUUAGGCCUCCAAGUCCCGUUCUUGUUGCUGAGAUUGACAUCUCAAAGCAAUUCAAGGAGUAUAUGCAUGUGGGUUUCUCUGCUUCUAAUGGACAGGGCUCCGCAAACCAUAUUGUGAAUCGUUGGCGGUUCAAGACUUUUGUUUCCCACCCUCCUGAGACUCCUAUGGAUAUAGGUGUAGUUGAAGAAGGUGACUGUUUCAUGUGUUCUCCAGAAGAUUUAAGCAGCACUAUUGGUCCUCAUGAAAGGAAGAUAAAGAUAGGCGACAUGGCAUUUGUAUGGGGUGGUUUAUCUGCAAUUGUUGCCUCCAUAGUUAUAAUCCUUGGUAUGAUAAGUUUUUUUAUGAUAAGAAAAAAGAGGCUUAUCAGCAGAAGUAAACAAGGCCAGGCUUGUAGAGUUAAUAGGGAACCUGAAAGAUUUUCUCUCUCUGUGGUAAAAUCAGCAACAAUGGGGUUUCACAAGAACCAAAUUGUGGGUGAAGGGGCAUCAGCAACAGUAUAUAAAGGGUCUCUUCCGUCGGUUGGAGCAGUUGCGAUCAAGAGAUUUGAUAAGACCAAAAGAAUUGAUUGUGCUCACAGUCCAUUUACAACUGAGUUUGCAAUGAUGGUGGGUUGCAUAAGGCAUAAGAACUUGGUUCAACUUCAAGGAUGGUGCUGUGAGGGAACAGAACUAGUCCUUGUUUAUGAGUACUUACCCAAUGGAAGCCUUGACAAAAUCCUUCACAAGUACUCAAGUUCUUCUAUUUUCCUCUCAUGGAAGCAUAGGUUAAAGAUACUUCUUGGGGUUGCUUCUGCACUUUCAUAUCUCCAUGAAGGAUGUGAGGGGCAAAUAAUUCAUAGGGAUGUUAAGACUUGCAAUAUAAUGCUUGAUGCUGAGUUAAAUGCCAAGCUUGGAGAUUUCGGUUUAGCGGAGGUCUACGAACGUAACUCCAUUACAAGAGAGGCUACUAUACCAGCUGGGACAAUGGGAUAUCUUGCUCCUGAAUAUGUUUAUUCUGGUAUUCCAACUGAGAAAACCGAUGUUUACAGCUUUGGUGUUGUGGUUCUAGAGGUAGCCACCGGAAGAAGACCUGUUGAUGAAUAUGGGACUGUGCUUGUUGACUUGGUUUGGAGCCUGUGGGAGAGAGGUAAAUUAGUGGAAGCUGUUGAUUCAAGGUUGAAUGGGAAGGUUAAUGGGGCUGAAGUGGAGAGAAUGCUCAUGGUGGGACUUUGUUGUGUUCACCCAGACUCCGAGAAGAGGCCAACGAUUAAGGAGGCAGCUAGGAUACUUAGGGGUGAAGCACCACUUCCGGUUUUGCCUGUGCGGAAACCUGUGGUGAGAAUAAGGUCUGUUUUGCCUAAGGAAUCUGAAGAAGUGAUGAAUUUUCGUGGAGAUGGCAGUCCUUCUGUUUCAGAUGCGCCAUGGAUGACUCCUAGAACCCAUUUCAGCUAGAUAUGCUCAGAAACACUCAUGGCUUCAAAUGUAAGUGUUGAUAACCAAUUUGUGGUUGGUAGUAGACAUGUAUCAAGCUGGCUUGUUUUAUACAGAUUCUGCAGGUUUGUCUCUUGAUUUCAUCUUCUUGUUCUCUAGAUUUGUUUUAGAUUCAAAUCCCUGCAAAUGAUAAGGAGAUGGAUAAGUGCAGUAUUUGAAUGACAAA
This is a messenger RNA of Tripterygium wilfordii, 3315 nucleotides long. RefSeq names its product L-type lectin-domain containing receptor kinase S.6. Gene Ontology annotation, molecular function: ATP binding; protein kinase activity; carbohydrate binding. The record is from RefSeq and is a predicted model, not a curated record. NCBI's taxonomy places the organism in Eukaryota, Viridiplantae, Streptophyta, Magnoliopsida, Celastrales, Celastraceae. The transcript has a single exon. The coding region runs from base 1029 to 3110 and encodes 693 amino acids. Gene Ontology annotation, biological process: protein phosphorylation. Gene Ontology annotation, cellular component: plasma membrane.